Budorcas taxicolor (takin) is the source of this 1248-nucleotide messenger RNA. It is a transcript of the gene ZFP92, whose product is annotated as ZFP92 zinc finger protein. Gene Ontology annotation, biological process: negative regulation of transcription by RNA polymerase II. Bases 1 to 1248 code for a protein of 415 amino acids. Gene Ontology annotation, molecular function: DNA-binding transcription repressor activity, RNA polymerase II-specific. The transcript has 4 exons. The record is from RefSeq and is a predicted model, not a curated record. Lineage: Eukaryota; Metazoa; Chordata; Mammalia; Artiodactyla; Bovidae.
AUGGCAGCCAUGCUCCUGACAGCCAGACCCAAGGUGCCAGUAUCUUUUGAGGAUGUUGCCGUGUACUUCACCAAGACAGAAUGGAAGCUUCUGGAUCACAGACAAAGGAAGCUGUACAAGCAAGUGAUGCUAGAGAAUUACCACCAUUUGGUGUCACUGGGAUUUUCUUUCGCCAAGCCUCAGCUGGUCAUCCAACUAGAGCAAGGAGAGAAACCGUGGGUAGCAGAUGCCCACAGGAUGAGGAUCACCACAGGGAUGCAGGCAGAGAGGCGGUUUGUGUGUCAGCAGUGUGGGAAAUCCUUUACCCGGAACUCCAACCUCGUCAAGCACCGAGUCAUCCAUAGUGGCGAGAAGCCCUUUAAGUGUGGUGAGUGUGGAAAACUCUUUCGGCGCAACUUCUCACUCCUAGAGCACCAGCGCAUCCACAGCGGUGAGAAGCCCUAUGCAUGUGGCGAGUGUGGAAAGACUUUCACACGUGGCUCCAACCUCAUCAAGCACCAGAUCAUCCACACUGGCGAGAAGCCCUAUGGGUGUGAUCAAUGUGGGAAACGCUUUGGGCGCAACUUCACACUCAUGGAGCACCAGCGCAUCCACAGCGGUGAGCGGCCCUACUCCUGUGAUGUGUGCGGCAAGGCCUUCAGCAGGAGCUCCAACCUCACUGAGCACCAACGCACACACAGCAGUGAGAAGCCCUACACGUGCAGCCAGUGCCCAAAAGCCUUCAAGGGCAUCUCCCAGCUCAUUCACCACCAGCGUGUCCACCGGGGAGAGAAGCCAUUCGUGUGCAAGGAGUGCGGAAAGGCCUUCCGGGGGUGCUCAGGCCUCAGCCAGCACCACCAGGUGCACACCGGUGAGAAGCCCUAUGAGUGCAGUGAGUGUGGGAAGACCUUCAGCCGGCGAUUCAACCUCUUCAACCACCAGAUAGUGCACACUGAAAAGAGAACCUACACGUGUCAAGAGUGUGGGAUGGCGUUCCGCCACUGCUGUGCCUUCCUGCAGCACUGGCGCACCCACAGCCGCCCACAGCCCUGUGCCUGCGGCCACUGUGAUGACUGCAAUCAGGCCUCCAAGGAGAAACCACAGCCUGACCAGCAGCCGAGAAUUCACCAGAACCGCUUGGAGGGGAACAACUCAGAGAUGGAACUGGCCUGCCUGGGCCUCCAAAGAGCCACUGCAGAGUCCCACCCAGAGAAUGAGAAUCACCUUCAAGACUCCAGCUGUGCCACUGCCCCCAGCACCACCAUCUGA